AUCAUGAUCUCCAUAACUCUGGGGAUAAGCCUGAUAAGCAUGUUCAUAAAAAACCUGCCUCUAAAUCAGCCCCUCGUAGUCCCCAGCCCACAGCGGAGCAGGGCGACUCCAUCUCUAAAGUCUUAGAGUGGUUCAGCCGCAGCACAGACAGCAACGACUGGCUGGAGACUGAGAGCGAUCAACCAGACAUGGAGGAAGACAUGAUUGGCUCUGUGAAAACAGAUACAGAUGAUCGGCCUACCUUUGAGAGCAGGUCUCAGCAGACGGAGAGGGAAGCUCCUGAGGUGAAGAGAAAGCUCCUACAUGUUGACCCCAGCCUGGAUAUGCAAAGUAUUGGAGGAGGAGUGUCAGUGUGUUUAACACCAGAGGUAAAGGAUGGAUCUCAGUCUGAAUCCUCUAUAGAUCAACCUACGGACCAGUCACCUUUGAAUACAUUAAGAUCAUACCAGCCCAAGAGACACAUGUCUGAGGGGCUGAGAGCAGCAUAUUGGAAGGAGUUCAAGCAAGUGAUGUUAGAUAGAGAAGAGGAUGUGACAAAUAGGCAAGAGGAUGUGAAGAAGGCCAGUGGCCCUCCAGCCAAAGCUGUUGGACUACAGGUUGCAACACAAGAAGUCAAACAGAAAGAGGUCCAAGAUGAGAACCAACCACCUAAAAUCACCCACCUGAAGUCCUUCUGGGAGAAGGGCAACACUGGGCCCAAGAUACUCAUCAGUAGAUCAAUCAUUGACAAAAGACAGAAACCAAUGGAGAAAGAGAAAGAGAGAGCACUAGCAGAGAAGUCUCAUAGAACUGUUUCUGUCCCAGAGUCAUACGGUAUGGAGGGGUCUUCGAGGAAGAAUCUCAGGGAUGAAAAAGGAGAUGAACGGUUAAACCUAGAUACUCAACAAAGCACUGCUAGUCGAGAUAUGAGAAGUGUUCAGCCGAGUGUUAGCCCUUACAAACAGGAGAUAUACAGACCCCAAAACAGUGUUGUUAUUGCUCCCUCUAUAGAGAUAUGUACACUGCCAACCUGGGAUGAUAGCUACACUCCUGGGGCUCAAAGUGAGGAGGACAAUUUGACUUUAACAGAAGAAGAUCUCAGAAGAUCCCCAAUGAAAGUAGACAGAAGAAGCUCACAAGCAGAAAUAAUCUACCUAAGUAGACUCCAUCCUCAGCCUGACACGCUGUCCCAGUCCAGACUCAGCCCAGAACAUCAGAGAUUCUCCCCAUCAACACUCAGUCUUCAGCCUGAAUUGCUUAUCCAGCCCACAGUCAACCCCCAGCCUGUGAAGUUCUCACCUGCCAUACCAAAACCCCAACCUGAAAUGCCCUCCAGGGCCAGGUCCAAGCCCUGUCCCAACCCACUGCCUGAACUACUCUCCCAGCCUACAAACAGCCCAGACUCUGAGAAGUUUAGACACAAGGUUGGAAAAGAAAGUGAACAGUUUCCCCCCAAAACUCAGCAAAGCAAUGUCAAUGUACAGUCAAGUGUGUCCACUAAAAAACAAGACCACACCAUUAAAGAUAAAGGAAAUAGCCCACACACCCUGAAACAGGUUCCCCCUCAACAGGACAGCAAAGCAGACAAUAUAAAGCAGCUCAAGUCCUUCUGGGAGCAGGAGAAGAACAGGCCUAUAUUUUACACUGGUAAAUCAAAAGCAGGGGACUCCAGCGUGACUCAAAUUUCAUCAUCGGCCAUAGGAAACCUGAAUAAAAGGUACACCAAGUCUGAGUUUGACGUGAGGUCAAUCUGCAACAAAUCUGACGGCGACCACGAAGGGGAUUCCAACCUUUCCUCUGACAGAAAAAUACAGAAUUUCACAGUCUUCACGAUGGAUCAGAGACUGGAGAAGUCGUCCCCAAGCCUCGGAGCAAACCGCUCACAGUUUAAGAAUCUCUGCAACUUCUGGGGUGAGGCCACUUCGAAUAACAGAGGGCCGAUCUCUUCUGAAGAACUCAAAAGCCCCAAAAAUAAGGAGCCAAUGGAUGCUCAGAACUCAAUGCUGGAGUUAAAGCAAUGUGUUGACCCUGAUUUCUACAGCAAAUCUGCUCCCAGCCAGUCACAAAAAGUCAGUGCUACACUACCUUUGGAUGAGAGCUGGCUCAAGAAAGCAUCUUCACCUUCUUCACCAUCUUCUCCAUAUCCCCUGCCAUCUUUAGUCAGGGGGAACAAAGACAGAGAGCACCAGUCAAUGUCUAAAUCGAUUGGAGUGGGAUCAGGAGCUAUGAUUGACACUAAACCCAACUUCUCACCUCAAAUCACCAUAGAGUCAGAGCAGCAAAGAGCCCCUGGUGUCCCCCAGGUAACAAGGGGCUCAGAACAGGACUUCACCAAAGAUAAAAAGGCCCUGAAGCCCCAAAGCACCUCAGGAAAGGAAUCUCGGUCUCAUAAAGCUAGAAAAGACAGUUUUGGAAACUCAAGUGGAAGUGGACGUGCAAGUUCCCUUCAGCGCGCCACCAGUAUGUUCACAUUAGACAUGAAUGAGGAACAGGCCCAAACUUCUAUGUUGUACCCUAAAAGGACACAGGAUAUUAGUCAUGUCCAGCCCAAGAGGACACAGGGUAGACGACAGAGUGCUGACAAGCACGCUCCUCCUGGUCCAAGGAGGUCCUCAAAAUCAUUGGACGAGUCUGAAUCUCUGGCCCCUCGCACUCGGGUCUUUGUUCCCAAAGACUACCCCCAUUACCUGGAGUUUUCAGAGAAGACCAGCGUCCACACUGCUCUGGCCCCGGCAGCAGGCCUGCCUGGGGCUGAACUUGACCUGAGUGGUGGGCUUGUCAGAUCCAGCACCCUAGUGGACUCAGAGGAGCGUUACAGUAGGAGGAGCAGCAAGAUAACCCAGCGCCCCCUGGCCCUCUGGUCAAACCAGGGCAGCACUGACACUGGACGAGAUUCAUCAUUCAGUGCGUCUGAAAUAGCAUCGAGCAGCGCGUCUGAAACUUGGUCCAACUCCAGGACCAGUUCAAACCGUGAAAAUGAUGAUGAGGAUCAGGACCCUGUACAGAAGGCAUUGAAAAGAGCUCAGGCCCGCCCACAAAAUCUGGCCAAAAGUCUUGAGGAUAUCACAGCAUCCAUGCCACCACGACAAGAAAGAAGACUAGCUCCCCUUGAUGUCCUCAGGCGAAGCAGUGAUGCAUCCACCAUCCCCUCUCCCUCCUCAUCCCUCUACUCUGACCCUGAACAUUUGAAGAAGAUGAGCAAAUCUGUUCCCUCGUUCCUGCAGAACGAGAGUGAUUGCAGAGAAACUGACUACGCCUCUGAAGACAGUUACCAUGGAGGCAGGCAGAAGACGGGCAAAUCUAUGACUAACUUCAGCAGCUCCUCUGGCAUGGCAUCUGUGUCCUCUCUGAGUGGCAGUGUGAUGACCAUGUACAGUGGGGACUAUGGAGGUGUGGAGGUGCAGGGGAACAUCCAGUUCUCCAUCAACUACGUUCAGAAGCUCAGGGAGUUCCACAUCUUCGUGGCUCAAUGCCGAGACCUGGCCGCCGUCGACCCUAAGAGGGGCCGCUCUGACCCGUAUGUUAAAAGUUACCUGGUACCUGACAAAGCCAAAAUAGGGAAGAGGAAAACGUCUGUGAAGAAGAAGACUCUCAACCCCAUUUUCAACGAGCUCCUCAGAUAUCGGCUUCGUAUGGAGCACCUCCGAACUCAGACCCUCAUUCUCUCCGUCUGGCACCACGACACCUUUGGCAGGAACAGUUUUCUGGGUGAGGUGGAUGUGGACCUGUCCAAAUGGGACUUUGACCACACCCAGAUGAACUACUUAGCUCUGAAAUCCAGGCCUACCUCCAGUCUGCAGCCCUCCGAUGACAGAGGGGAGAUGAAACUGGCCAUACGCUUCCUGCCUCAAGUCUCCCACAGCCCAGGAAAGGAUCCCCCCUCUAACAAAGGUGAGGUUCAUAUUUGGGUGAAAGACUGCAAGAACCUUCCCCUCAUCAGAGGGGCCACCAUCAACCCAUAUGUCAAGUGCUUUGUGCUCCCGGACACGAGCAGAAAGAGUCGACAGAAAACGCGGGUGCUGAGGAGUACGGUGGAGCCGGUGUUUAACCACACCAUGGUGUACGAUGGCUUCAGACAGGAGGACCUGAAGGAGGCCUGCGUGGAGCUGACUGUGUGGGACCGUGACAAGCUGGCCAGUAACCUCCUAGGGGGUCUAAGACUGGGGCCUGGCACAGGCAGAAGUUAUGGGGCAUUGGUGAAUUGGAUGGAUUCCAAUGCUGACGAGGUAGCUCUAUGGGAACGAAUGAUGACCUCUCCAAAUGAAUGGGUGGAGGAUGUACUGCCACUAAGAAUGCUGACCACAGCAAAGUCUGUGCUGAAAUGAGAACGACUGAGAGAAAGUCUUCAACCUGCCACAGUACAAAUAAUGUUGUUGCGUUUUAUGUUAUAUACUGUACAUGUGAUGUGUAAUCUAGAAUAAUCAAAGACAUCUUAUAUUGAAAUAUAUAGGAAUGAAGAAGCUUUUGUAAAAAUCUGCUGAACAAGUUGAUCAAAUGUUAUAUUAAUGAUAAUCAUACAACCCAAACAUUAUUUUUAUUAUCAACCAAAACACACUUAUUUUCUGUGUUUAAUUCUCAAUCACAACAAGUUUACUCACUCCAUUAUUUAUAUUUGAUAUGACAAUUUUCCAUGACAUGAAUGUACAUCCUAACAUUAACCACAAUUAAAGAAUGUGCAAUGAUGGGUAUUCAGAGAUUUGAUUAGUGUCCAGAAGAAGUGAAGAGUUUUAGUAGAUCCGUGGUCUGUCUGUGUGUGAUGUUGAUGUACAGUCUACUCUGUACCCAUCUCUUCAAACAUCACUGCCUGUAUAAUGGCCCUCACGUGUGACUUUGUACUUGGUGUGCAAGAUCACUUUGGGCAGAAAGCACUGAGCACUCCAGAUAACCAGCCUCACCUGGUGGACAGACACACAAACAGCAGGCACUAUUAUUUUACCAUACAUGGUCAGCAAAUGGUGGGUUUGGGAACCUAUGACUGAUUUUCAUUAUUUUCAAAUUGUUGGUAACAUUCUGAAAUGGGAUCCUUUUUGGUAGACAUAAAAAAAGCUAUAUUUUUUUGUUUCAUUACCUACAUACAUAUAUAAAAUGUAUGUUAAUUAUAAUCUCGUUCCCCGGUGAUGACAGAAGUGGUCAGUGAGACAGGGCUGGUUGCUCAUGAACUCCAUGACACUGGAGAAGCAGAGGGAGGUACAGAGUGCAGUGCAGCUGACGGUCCGUCUUCACCGUCUCAAAGGACCUUAGCCUCAUGUCUGGCUCCCAGAGUGUACAAGGAACAGGUGCACCCGAGCCAGGGUAGUGGAGAGAAAGAUCAACAGCGUACGAAAUGGCAUCCAAUUCCCUAUAUAGUGCAUUACCAGGGCCCUGGUCAAAAAUAGUGCACUAAAAACAGAAUAGGGUGCCAUUUGGGAUGCAGCCCAUGAGUCAGGGGUAAAUAUAAGUACUGUAUGAAACUGUUAGUGGCAGAGCCGUAGAGCUAUAUGCAUGUCCUUAUCUAGAAGUUUCCCACAGUGCAAUACUGUACAGUACAACACAGUACAAUCUCCGUACAUUAGUGUUUGCCACCCCCUGCUACAUUUUGAAUUGCUUUACAUGUUUGUCACCUACGGGAUAAUGCUUUGAUGAACUUGCCUUUUUUUGUGCCCAAAAAGUUCAUUAGCUCCUUUUUCUCUUGUGGGUUUGAAGGUUAAUUUGUCUCUUCCACAUCUUUAUCCAUUUCUUGGCAGACCACAGCUAGCAGGAGUCCAGCCAAGACAAGCCCUGGCAGUCAACCAGGUACACACAAACAAAGAGAAUCCAAACAUGUCUGUACAUAUAAAACCAAAAGUGUGUUUUAGACUACUGAUGGAUGUGAGAAGUUAGACUGCUAGUACCUCAAUCUGUUACCAAAACAGUACUUACUGUAGCUAUGUGUCUGGUUUUGUUUUUUUGUUGACUUUCCACAUGUUCCUUGACUGAACUAAUAUUGUAUUUAGGCUACUGAAUAUACAGAAACCAAAAGAUAGGUGCCAGGUGAAAUUGCUUAAAUUAGACAAAUAGUUGAAAUAAUGACCUGUGUAGGUCCUCUACAAAGCUUGUCAACAUGUUGCUCUUUUCUCUUAUUGCACAAAGGGAGAACAUUCUCUAUAACCAAACUGAAGCUGCACUUGAACAUUUGUAUUUGAUACUUCUCUAUAACCACCCAACCAAGACAUCCAUGAUACUCUCCCCAGUGACAGUUCACAACUGCUUUCCCAGUAAUACAGCACCCAUUGUCAUAAAAUACAAGAUAGGAGAAUCAAACUAUUCUCAGGUAAAGGCUUAGACUAUUGUUGCCAGUUUUGUUGGCCCAAGAGCAAACGUCUCAAAAUGACAUGGAGGACAGACAAUUAUUUCACACACAAAAAAAAUGUAUGAAACCAUUUCAUUAAUAAAAUAUACUGAACAAAAUUAUAAACGCAACAUGCCACAAUUUCAAAGAUUUGUCUGAGUUACAGUUCAUAUAAGGAAAUCAGUCAAGUGAAAUAAAUUCAUUAGGCCCUAAUCUAUGGAUUUCACAUGACUGGGCAGGGGUGCAGCCAUGGGUGGGCCUUGGAUGGCAUAGGCCCACACACUUGGCAGCCAGGCCCAGCCAAUCAGAAUGAGUUUUUCCCUACAAAAGGGCUUUAUUACAGACAGAAAUAUUACUCAGCACCACCCCUCCUCCUGACGAUAACGAAGGUGAGGAAGCUGGAUGUGGAGGUCCUGGGCUGGCGUGGUUAUGUAGCAGUGUGAUGUUGUUCCCCUAGAUUAUGCACCAAGUUGCACACAAGGACCAAUUCAAAUAGGCCAUGUCGGGGAUGUUAAUCAUUUGAUAAUAAUGAUUCAGUGUAUUUUUUUAUUUAAUUACAGCUGCAUAGCUAAUGUUUUUAUUCGGUGUACAAACACUUUUUCAUAUCAAUAUUGUACAUACAUGUGAUUGUAAAAGUUUUGUAUAUUUUGGUUUGGCCCAUCGCGGGUUAUCUGUAUUUCCGUACACCCUUAUUGUUCUCUUUUGCCUGACCUUCAGCUAGCAAGGUAUGUUGUCCUUGGCUCUGAAAUUGUUUAAUAUAAAACCAUCAUAGUGUUACACAAUGUACUGUUAUGCAACCAUAAGUUUGUUACAAUGUGGAUAAUAUAAAGAUUUAUGUUAACAGGUUUCCCAAAGCUCGCUAACUAGGGUAUCUAUUGUAACUUGUGAGUACUUGGGACAGUGUUUGAGUGAGUGUCCAUGUGCUUGCGCAGGUGCCUGAGAGCAGGACUGCACCAAGGGUUAACAUAAUGUGUGUUGUCUCUUCGUGUGCAGGUAUGUCUUUUAUUUUGUCCGAAUUAUGUUCUGUAUAAUUUUACUUGCAUUGUAUGGUGUGCUGUUGUGCAUUGAAUGUGUGCACGCAGCACCUGUUAUUUCCUUUUGGCACUAUUUUGCCUGACCUUCGGCUAGCAAGGUGCCUGAGAGCUAGGACUGCACCAAGGGUUAACAUAAUGUGUGUUGUCUCUUCGUGUGCAGGGCAAAUAAAAAUAAUUCAACUA
Salvelinus fontinalis (brook trout) is the source of this 7503-nucleotide messenger RNA. RefSeq lists its product as uncharacterized. The coding region runs from base 189 to 4304 and encodes 1371 amino acids. The transcript has 12 exons. Gene Ontology annotation, cellular component: exocytic vesicle; plasma membrane. Lineage: Eukaryota; Metazoa; Chordata; Actinopteri; Salmoniformes; Salmonidae. Gene Ontology annotation, molecular function: neurexin family protein binding. The record is from RefSeq and is a predicted model, not a curated record. Gene Ontology annotation, biological process: exocytosis.